Messenger RNA from Morchella sextelata, 489 nucleotides. RefSeq lists its product as uncharacterized. The record is from RefSeq and is a predicted model, not a curated record. Bases 1 to 489 code for a protein of 162 amino acids. The transcript has a single exon. Lineage: Eukaryota; Fungi; Ascomycota; Pezizomycetes; Pezizales; Morchellaceae.
AUGAACUUUCUCUUCCUGCUCCUCCUCCUCACCUCUCUCACCGCCGCUGCGGCCGUGAUGCGCCAAAACUCAACCGACCUCACGCCCUUCACCUUCCUCGGGCGGUGCUCCGUCCCCGCGGGCUACCGGCACCCCAGUCUCGAAGAACUCGGCGGCCUCUCGCCGCACAGCGUCAAGAAGUGCCAGUCCUUCAGCGGCAGCCCGGGCGCGGCCGACGUGGCGGCGCUGAGUAAGUCAAUCGUGAAGCGGCGGGCGUGCUGCGUCAAGAAGCACGGCGCGGGCAAGUGUAACACGCUGCGCAGGGUGGGCAAUGCGGAGGCUGUGAUCUGUGGCGAGGCCGGGUGGUGCCAUCCGUGUGGCAUGGUGGCGGUGCUGGUCGCGGAUAUUGCGAGGAGCUGUAAGUGGGGGGAGGGUGGGGAGGUGUUUGCGGCGGGGACGUGGAAUGUGAAGGUGGGUGGGAGGGGGAGUGUUACGGUGUUGGGAAUGUAG